Messenger RNA from Closterium sp. NIES-65, 1845 nucleotides. NCBI's taxonomy places the organism in Eukaryota, Viridiplantae, Streptophyta, Zygnematophyceae, Desmidiales, Closteriaceae. The record is from the annotation of a GenBank genome assembly.
AUGCCGUCGAGCGACGCUCUCCCGAUUCGCGAGUCGCAGAGGUUAGCACUGAGCGUCAUUCUGAGCCAGCGGCAGACCGUGCGAGGGCUGUCGUCAGGGGGAACGGGCAGCGGCAGCGCGGGUGGCAAUGGGACGAGUGGGGGCGUCGAGGUGGGGGAAGAUUGCGACCUUAUAAGGGAGAUAAAGUGUGACGCGCAGGGAUACGUGACCUCACUAAUGCUCGUCUCCAUGCUCUCUCUCCCUCGGGAGGUUCUGUCUCUCGUGCGCCUGCAAUCCCUGCGGCUCUCUUCGUCCUCCAUUCCGCCCACGCGCAUACCAAGCAUUCCCUCUGUCAUCGGCCAGCUCACCUCCCUCACUUCCCUGGAAAUCUCCAGCUCAGUGGCGGGCGGCUCAUUCCCUGCAUCCCUCUCCCAACUGAAGCAGCUCAAAUCAUUGAGCAUGGACGGCACUAUCUUCUCCUGCACCAUUCCCCACUUCUUCUCCCGCCUCACUUCCUUGACACGCAUGGAGCUAACGCGGGUGGGCCUCUCGUCCUCGCUGCCCUCGGGCUUCUCGCGCCUCACCAACCUCAUCAUGCUCAUUCUUCCUGGCAACAAUCUCACCGGCUCGCUCGCUCCUCUCGCUGGCUCGAGGCGCCUGCAGCACCUCAACGGCAUUCACAAUCGCUUCUCUGGCAGCAUCCCGUCAACCAUUAGCCGCCUCUCAGACCUCUCCUACAUCUGGCUGGACAACAACAUCAUCACCGGCUCCUUUCCAGCUUCCAUCUCAAAGCUCCAAAACCUCGCCUUCCUGAGCAUGGAGGCCAACCGCCUCACAGGCAGUCUGCCACAAGCCAUCGGCAGGCUCUCGAGCCUGCAAGGCCUUGACCUCUCAGACAACAGCAUCUCAGGCUCACUGCCAUCCACCAUGGGCAAUCUGAAGCUUCUUCGCUCCAUGCGAGCAGACAACAACAGCAUCACUGGAUCCAUCCCUCUCUCCUUCUCCUCCCUCACCGCACUCUCCUUCCUCUCCAUCCAGCGCAACGGGCUGCACGGCAACAUGCCCUCCUUCCUCGCCGCAUUGCCACGCCUGCAGCACGUCUAUCUCAACAACAAUAGACUCAGCGGCUCUCUGCCAGCCAACAUCGCAAGCUUCUCAGUCCUUCAAGCCCUGAGCCUCUCCAACAACCUGCUUCAGGGCUGUAUACCGUCCUCCAUCGCACGUGCUCCCAAACUGAAGAACCUCCUGCUCGCCAACAACCAGCUGUCAGGCCGCCUCCCUGAGCCUUCAAUCACCAACCCGGCCUUCUUCACAUUCGACGUGCAAAACAACAACCUCUCCGGCCCAAUCACAGACUCUGUAUUCCCUGCCUCACCCACUCUCUACAGCCUACAACUCUCUGGCAACAGCUUCACAGGGGCCAUCCCUGUCGUUCUUGCUCAAUGCCCCAACCUCAUGCACCUGAGCAUCAGCGACGGCAUGGAUUGCCCCUCCACUGCCUCUGCAUGCACGCCCCCUCUCACCUCCCUCCUCGCCUCCUCUGCUGCGCCGCUCGCCUUCUGCUCUCUCUGCCCCAACGUCUGCAUGCAGUGCCAGAUUGGUAGGCAGAACACCUCUCUCCUUGCGCCAUUCUUUUCGCCCCACUCCCUUUGCGCCACUCCCUCUGCCCCUCCCCCUUUGCGCCACUCUCUUUGCCCCUCUCCCUUUGCCCCUAUCCCUCUGCCCCUCUCCCUUUGCCCCUCUCCCUCUGCCCCUCUCCCUUUGCCCCUCUCCCUUUGCCCCUCUCCCUUUGCCCCUCUCCCGUUGCCCCUCUCUGUUUGCACUGCUUUUCUUUGCAUGGACUGUGCGUGCACAAGACUCAAGUAA